Oryza sativa Japonica Group (Japanese rice) is the source of this 1744-nucleotide messenger RNA. NCBI's taxonomy places the organism in Eukaryota, Viridiplantae, Streptophyta, Magnoliopsida, Poales, Poaceae. The record is from RefSeq and is a predicted model, not a curated record.
AGAGGUAGGAGAAAGCAAAGGGUUUUUCUCCCUUUCACCAUCCACCCCCCAUGCUCCUCCUCGCCGGCCUCCUCCGCCGCGCCCGCCCGCCGCGCCGCCCCUCCGUCCGCCGCCUCUCCGGCCUCCUCGACCGCUACGGCUUCGUGCCACCCGCCUCCCUCACCCCGCACUCCGCCUCCGACGACGGCGGCGCCAAGAAGCGGCGCCCCAAGAAGCCCCCCUACCGGCCACCCUCCUCGCUGGACCGCGGCGGCCGCCCCGCCGCGCGCUCCGACCUCCCCUUCGACUUCCGGUUCAGCUACACCGAGAGCUCCCCGGGGGACAAGCCCAUCGGGCUCCGCGAGCCCAAGUACUCCCCGUUUGGCCCCGGCCGCCUCGACCGCCCAUGGACGGGCCUCUGCGCCCCCGCCGUCGACACCACGCUCCGCGACGCCCACGCCGACGACCCGGCCCCCGCCGCCGAGAGGGAGCUCGAGGAGGCGCGCCGCCGCGAGCGGGAGCGCGUGCUCGGCGAGCCGCUCACCCCCGCCGAGCGCGCCUUCUUGGUUAGCAAGUGCCAGAAGAGCCGCACCAAGAAGCAGAUCAAUCUCGGGAGAGAUGGGCUCACUCACAACAUGCUAAAUGACAUACAUAAUCACUGGAAGAACGACGAGGCGGUCAGGGUGAAAUGCCUCGGCGUGCCGACGGUUGAUAUGCAGAAUGUGUGCCAUCAGCUUGAGGAUAAAACUGGUGGCCUUAUCAUCCACAGGCAUGGUGGUCAGUUGAUAUUGUACAGGGGACGGCAUUAUAAUCCAAAGAAAAGACCUGUUAUUCCGUUAAUGCUGUGGAAGCCAGCUGAACCUGUAUACCCGAGGCUAAUUAAAACAACAAUAGAAGGACUGACAGUUGAGGAGACAAAGGAAAUGAGGAAGAAAGGCCUAUAUGUUCCUGUUUUGACGAAGCUAGCCAAGAAUGGGUAUUACGCUAGUCUUGUUCCAAUGGUUCGGGAUGCCUUUUUGACUGAUGAGUUGGUCCGGAUAGAUUCUAAAGGAUUGCCAAAAAGUGAUUAUCGGAAAAUUGGAGUCAAGCUCAGGGACCUUGUUCCUUGCAUAAUUGUCUCUUUUGACAAAGAGCAGAUUAUUGUUUGGAGGGGAAAGGAUUAUAAUGGAACCAUACAGGAUAAUACACAGAAGACAUCUGUUUCAGUUCUCGAAGAAGAGAGUGCAGGAGCUGAGAGCGAGAACGGUGAUCAGGAACAAGCAUCAAGCGACUGGGCUUCUGAUGAGUGCUCUCAGUUGAGUAGCUCUGAUGAAAUGCCAGAUGACAAAUCAGCUAUUUCUGAGGCAGACUCUGAUUAGAUCAAUCGGAUAUUCAGAACCCGCAGUUCAUAUAGUUCACAAACUGUCACUAGAUAUUCAGAAGUUGGCAUGCGAACAUUUCAUGUGAGACUACGAUCAAGCGUGUUUUUAGUCACCCAUGGCUAAAUAACUUCGUUCAUCUCGAUAUUCUGAGUUUCUGACAUUAGUUGGUUUGGAUUGAAGAUUCACAUGAAACAGUUUUGCUUGAGACUCCAGUCAGUUGGUAAUUGGAAGAGUGAGAUAUUGGUCUUGUUUGGCUUAACACCAAGAGGAUGCCACGAUGGAGCUCUGAACAAAAAUAUAUACAAUUCUCAUAUGACAUUUUAUAAGAACAUCUUGUAAAGCCUAUUGAACAACAGUGCUAUCCAGCAUUUCCUGGCAAUAGAGAUUCUCUUGAUUUUUGUUUA